Molecule: messenger RNA, 2373 nt
Organism: Glycine soja
Lineage: Eukaryota; Viridiplantae; Streptophyta; Magnoliopsida; Fabales; Fabaceae
Exons: 11
Coding region: 1-2373 (790 amino acids)
Source: RefSeq, a predicted model, not a curated record
AUGACGACACCCCCUCCAUCUCCCACACAGGCCGAGAUUCCUUCUGAUGGGACGUCUAGGAAAACUAGACAAGCCACUCGGCUAAGAAGGUUGACAACAAGAACAUUGGAGCAAGCAAGGGCAACAGUCAAUGUGAAUCCAGCGACUGGUACAGGAUCUGGACCUCAUAAGGAUCAGUUUCACAGUUACCUUGGAGUUGUGGCACGAGACAAGAUUCCAAUUGUUCACGCUAGCUGGAAUGAUGUACCUGAAACACUGAAGAACAUGAUAUGGGAUAACAUAUUGGCAAAAUUCGACAUCCCCGAGGGUGAUAAUGCUAAAAAGAAGGUGAUGUCAACUGUGGCAACGCGUUGGAGGCAAUUUAAGUUGGCGUUGACAACAAAAUAUGUGUAUGGUAACACUGACGGCCAAGCAAAAGAUGAGCCUUUGGUUAAAUAUGGCAUUAAUGAAAAAGAUUGGGCCGAGUUUGCAAAAAUGAGGGGAGGCUAUGAGCUGCUAGAAAAAAAAUUAAUGGCUGAAAAAAGGAAGAUACGAGAAGAACAAGCAGCAUUUACUGAGGACCCUUCAUUGUACCUCCCACCAUCACCAAUUUCUAGACACGAGAAAUGGAAGAGUGCACGCACAAAACAAUAUGGCCAGAUGACAUCUCAAGCCGCCAAAGAAAUUGCUGACAAAAUUGACUCUUUGGAAGAGCAAAGCAGGCAGGGCAGCAUUGUGCCUUCGGGACGUGAUGAUAUUUUGAACAUGGCUAUUGGAAGACCGGAGCAUCCUGGUCGUGUACGUGGGGCUGGGAUAGGGGUUACAAUUAUGCAGUACUUUGGUCCAGCAUCGCGUCGGUCUACCACUUCAUCAAACAUCACUGUAGAACAGUUGGCUGAUAUAAUUGGUAACCUAAAAGAAGAAUGGCAAAGACAGGUUGAACAAGAAAACAUUAAAAGAGAGGAGGUGUGGAUGAGGAGGGUAGAAGAGGAAAAACAGCGCACUAUGGACACAUUUAAAGGACAAAUACAAGAAGCUAUCAAGUUGGAGUUGUCACAAAUUGCAUCACAACAUUCAGCCCCACUUCAGCCAAAUGAUAUACAAGUAUUAGCAGCAAGGGUAAGCACGAAGGGAAGCUGUGCAGCAACAGAGACAAAUGCAUUAGCUAAAAAACCCUCUAAGUUGAAUGGUGACAACGUCGGGCUGCAUGUAACUGCCGAGAACUCCAACAAAUUAGUGGCAGUGGGCAAACAGUGCGACAGUUUUGGCACCAUCCACAAUGUGCCCUAUGCUGAUGAUGUUGUUCCCGUGAGUAUGGUGGAAGUUAUUUUUGGUGAUGCGGAGGUUCCAAUCCCUACAUCAGAAAUAAAGUUUGUCAAAGAAGCUUUAGGUAGUUUUGUUCCAUGGCCAACACAUUUGGUCAAACCCAUCUUGCCUGAGGAAGCAGAGAAGGAUGUGAGCUCACCAUUGAAGACUGUUGAGGAGGAAAAGGUAGCUGAGGUUAUUGAUCCAUUGGGAGAGUUGGUGAAGAACUUGUUCGACAUUUACCAAAGGCCCGUUGAGGUGUCAUGGGAUGGUGCUAAAUUUGGGAUCAAUAAUGUCAAAGAUGGCUUCUUCAUCAUACACGCUGAUGUGAGCGAGAUAAUAUUAGGAGACAAGUGUUUAAACAUCUCCAUUCUACUGCUAUGGCUUAUGUUUAUUCAUGAUUGGAGUGCGAGCAUUGGUUAUGGAGCAUUGUAUGGGUUCCUUGAACCUCAGUGUAUCCACAAUGCAAGCAGUAGACGUCAAGAGUGUGAAAAUUACAUUGGAAGGUGGUUGAAGGAAGCAGGAAAACAAAUUUACAUAGCACCUUAUUUAAACCAGGCCCAUUGGCAGCUUGUUGUAUUGUGCCCAGGCGACAAUCUAGUGGUUUGGUUUUGUUCUUUGCGAAAGAAGCCGGAUGUUGCCAUCAAGGGUGCAGUAAACAGUGCAAUGAAAUCAGUCACCAAAACUGCAGAGGGAAAGCCACCUCAGCAUGGGCCUCAGUGGAUUGAAGCAAAGGUACAUGUAACUUCUGCUCAGGGUGGUGGUGACAAGGACUACAAGGAGGUACCCCCACCUCCUUUGUUUAAACCUGCAGGGGGACACAUCAACCAAGCUGUGACCUUCAAUAGAUCUUAUUACAAGAACACGUUUAUGUCAACGACGGUGCUGUAUCGUGACCGUAGUAGUAUUAACACCGUCUCUUACGACGGUCGUCCGCAACAAAACACCGUAGUAGUAAUAGGACCAUUCUACGAUGGUUCUCAGGAGACAACCGUCGUAGAACAAGAUUAUGUCUACGACGGUGUUGUCCCCAUGGCUGUCGUAGUCUUUCGUUACUUCUACGACGGGGCUGUCCGGCAGUCGUGUUAG